This is a messenger RNA of Cordyceps militaris CM01, 1950 nucleotides long. RefSeq names its product INO80 chromatin remodeling complex (Ies1), putative. The transcript is spliced from 2 exons. The record is from RefSeq and is a predicted model, not a curated record. Gene Ontology annotation, cellular component: Ino80 complex. Lineage: Eukaryota; Fungi; Ascomycota; Sordariomycetes; Hypocreales; Cordycipitaceae. Bases 1 to 1950 code for a protein of 649 amino acids.
AUGGCAGCCUCACCCAGCUCGGUCGCCGCCCCGUCGGAAAUCGACCAGCCGAGCUCUCCGGUCGCGCCGGACGGCAGCAAGUCUUUUGUCUCGCGCGCCGGCAGUGAUGAUGAAGAUGGAGGCGACGACACGCAGAUGACGGAGAAGCCCAGCCGCAAGGGAGGUCGGGCCUCGCACCGCGACGCCAACGUGCAACAAAUCGGCAAGAUUCGUCAUCUCAAAAAGGACGACGGCGAGCCCCUGUGGCGCUAUGAUAUUCAAUACGACUUCCUCAAGGCCGUGUUUGACAACGAGGCCAAGGUCUUUACCAACUCGUACGAUCCGCAGGGCAUCGGCAAACAGAACUUUGCCGACCUUUACAUUGAUACCAUGGCGCGCAGCAGCAAGACCAGCAAGGUUCUGCGCGACAAGUUGUUGAAUGAUAGAGAGGCGGCCAAGGGCAUGGCCAUGGUCUGUCUCCUGGUGAAUGUUGGCAGGAUGAAUACGACGCUCAACUUCUUUCCCGAGAUGAGGGCUCAGCUUCGAACAUAUCAUGCCAUUCCCUCCCUCCAAGCGAACCAAGACGCGCACGCAUACAAGCAACUUCAGGACGCCCCUCGUUUGAAAUCAAUCCUAAAGGGUGGCGCUGAAGACCGACAGGAGCCAAGCACGUUGCAAAAACUCAAGGAAAUGCAGACGGCACCGCGAACAAACCCUGUCAAUCUGAUCUUCAUCAUGUGCGCGGCCGCGAAGAAGGUGGCCGACCUACACUUCCCCGACGGCAACGAGUUCCACGACCUCAUCAUGAAGACACAAUACAGCAGCUCAUCGCGAGCCAUAGCCUUUUUGUGGCUCAUGUGGUUCCACCUCGAAUCUGACUUCACGGAAGAGGGAUGCGAGGAGAACCCGUUUGGCAGCGGCGUUGACUAUGAUGUUGGUGUCGCAAACCAAGGUGUUCCCCGUCUAGAAAUUAUGACGGAAGAAGAAAAGGCUCUCGAAAAUGUGGACACGCAGACUGAAAAGGACUUUGGCGCCGAGAAGCAGCGCACCAGAGCCCGGAUCCUGGAGAUGGAUCAGGCAUUUAUGAACGACAGAGACGCGAAACGCGGCAAAGCAAGAGUAACGAUCAACGAAGACGGCCCUGCCAUCCUGCCGCGCAUACGUCCGUCCAAGCACGAGUCAGACAUGGAUAGCACCCGGUCUACGCCACCUCCACGCGGCGGCAGGGCUGGCGGCGCUGCCAGAAGAAGCGCAGGCCUCAAGUACCAGAUCUUCGAAGGGUCCUCCCCGGCACGCCAGGGCUCUGAAGGUGUCAUCUCGCGCAAGCCGCGCCCGCCCACCGCACACCAACUAGCCGUCGAGCGCAACCGAAGCCAGCGCGUUGAGUACAUUCUAGACAAGGGCCUCCGCCGAGAGCAGCGCAAGAGCCGCAAGUUGCGCCGCCGCGAAGGCGCCAUUAUCCGAGCGUACAAGCGCGUGCGGGCCGCAGACCAAGCAGGCGAGAACAACAGCGACAGCGAUACCGAGGCACCCAUGAACCUAGGCCCUCAUUCCAAGGUGUUUCGCGAAUCGGGCAUGGGCGGUCUGUGCCUGCUAAUAAACGAGCACGACGAUUAUGGCGAGGCGAUCCACACGUACGCGGCCGCGUUCCGACGCUCCCACCGGAGGUUGGUCCGCUGGCUGGGCACCGAACAGGGGGUUGUGGCGCCAGUCAAGAUGUUCAAGGCCAACGGGGUGGACAAGGCCGAGGACGAGGACGAUAUGAAUGGCUUCGACUACGCCAACGGCGACGACGGCAUGGAUGACAUGGACAUGGACAUGGACGACGGUGAUGGCGACGGCGAUGGCGAUGGUGAUGGCGAUGGCGACAUGGACGAGACUGCUCUCGGCGACGGAGCGGAGCAGACCAUUCUGGGAGACGACGAAGGGGACCGCACAGAAAUGAUGAUGGGCGACUCGGACAUGGAGUAA